Molecule: messenger RNA, 1017 nt
Organism: Mesoplodon densirostris (Blainville's beaked whale)
Lineage: Eukaryota; Metazoa; Chordata; Mammalia; Artiodactyla; Ziphiidae
Gene: TSSK4
Product: testis specific serine kinase 4
Exons: 4
Coding region: 1-1017 (338 amino acids)
Biological process (GO): intracellular signal transduction; protein phosphorylation; microtubule cytoskeleton organization
Cellular component (GO): cytoplasm
Molecular function (GO): protein serine/threonine kinase activity; ATP binding; tau-protein kinase activity
Source: RefSeq, a predicted model, not a curated record
AUGGGGAAGGGAGACACCUUGCAAGCACCAUCCACCUCGGCCUACCGCUCUGUCAUGGAGGAAUAUGGUUACGAAGUGGGCAAAGUCAUUGGCAAUGGCUCCUAUGGGACGGUGUAUGAGGCUUACUACACAAAGCAGAAAGUCAUGGUGGCUGUCAAGAUCAUCUCAAAGAAGAAGGCCUCUGAGGACUAUCUUAACAAGUUCUUGCCCCGUGAGAUACAGGUAAUGAAGGUCCUGCGGCACAAGUAUCUCAUCAACUUCUAUCAGGCCAUCGAGACCACAUCCCGAGUGUACAUCAUUUUGGAGCUGGUUCAGGGUGGUGACGUCCUUGAGUGGAUCCAGCACUAUGGGGCCUGCUCUGAGCCCCUUGCUGGCAAGUGGUUCUCCCAGAUGACCCUGGGCAUCGCCUACCUGCACAGCAAGGGCAUCGUGCACCGCCCUCUCCUGACCCCCAGCCUUUCUGCUGCUGGUAGGGACUUAAAGUUGGAGAACCUGUUGCUGGACAAGCGGCAGAACGUGAAGAUAUCGGACUUUGGCUUCGCCAAGAUGGUGCCUUCUAGCCAGUCUGUGCGGAGUAGCCCUUCUUACCACCAAGGGAACUGCUUUAGCCACCUCAGCCAGACCUACUGUGGCAGCUUUGCUUAUGCCUGCCCGGAGGUCUUGCUAGGCCUGCCCUACAACCCUUUCCUGUCUGACACCUGGAGCAUGGGCGUUAUCCUCUACACGCUGGUGGUUGCCCGUCUGCCCUUCGAUGACACCAAUCUCAAGAAGCUGCUGAGAGAGACUCAGAAGGAGGUCGCUUUUCCACCUAACUAUGCCAUCUCCCAGGAGUGCAAGAACCUGGUCCUCCAGACACUACGCCAAGCCACCAAGCGUGCCACCAUCCUGGACAUCAUCAAGGAUCCCUGGGUGCUCAAGUUCCAGCCUGAGCAACCCACCCAUGAGAUCAGGCUGCUUGAGGCAAUGUGCCAGCCCCCCAGCACCAACUGUCACCAAUCCUUGGAAAUCAGUACCUGA